Cantharellus anzutake is the source of this 861-nucleotide messenger RNA. Its product is annotated as GPCR fungal pheromone mating factor. Gene Ontology annotation, molecular function: mating-type a-factor pheromone receptor activity. Gene Ontology annotation, biological process: G protein-coupled receptor signaling pathway. Gene Ontology annotation, cellular component: membrane. Lineage: Eukaryota; Fungi; Basidiomycota; Agaricomycetes; Cantharellales; Hydnaceae. The annotation marks the transcript as partial. The record is from RefSeq and is a predicted model, not a curated record. The transcript is spliced from 6 exons.
AUUUCGUUCGUUCUUGUACUACUUCCCUUCCCAUGGCACUGGAGUGCUAGAAAUUAUGGAACCCUCCUGUACAUGGCCUGGGUUUCGCUUGGAUGUCUUGUAUACACAGUUGACGCAAUAAUAUGGAAUGGCAACCUUUCAAAUCCUGCUCCUGUUUGGUGCGAUAUCUCCACCAAGAUACAAAUUGGCAUCAGCAUCGCUCUUCCCGCGGUUUCCCUGUGUAUCAAUCGCAGACUUUACAAUAUUGCCACGAUGAAGCAUGCGACAGCCACGCCUCGUGAGCGGCGAAAUCAAAUGUUCAUUGAUCUAGGCAUUGGGCUGGGAAUACCUCUUCUCGUUAUGGCUCUUCACUAUGUUGUGCAAGGACAUCGCUACAACAUCGUGGAGGACAUGGGCUGUGUUCCAACUUUUUAUAUGACUCCAGUCACCGUAGUGCUCAUUUUGCUCUGGGCCCCAUCACUUGGGUUAAUAUCCAUGGUCUAUUCUAUACUGUCAAUACAAGCCUUUCUUCGGCAGCGCCGGAACUUCAGGAACGUUCUUGAAUCCAACCCAGGGUGCCUUCACACCGGUCGAUUUAUCCGCCUUAUGGCUCUGGCCGGCGUCAACGUGUUGUUUGACGUACCUCUCAGUUCCUUCGUUCUUUGGUCAAACACACGGCAAGGACUGAACCCUUGGAUCUCCUGGGCAGACACUCACUACAACUUUUCAUUUAUUGAAUAUGUAUCAUUGGACUUGACCCAAAUGGAUCGAGUUGCUUGGGCGUCCCUUUGUCUUUCACGAUGGGUCUUGCCAUUCGCUGCUUUUUUAUUCUUUAUCUUCUUCGGUUUCUCGGCGGACGCCGUGGAAGGAUACAAGACCAUU